CUGGAGUUGCCUGUGCUGCUCUAUAUGCUCACAACAGAUCCUUGUCUGGGGCCAGAGGGCAGGAGGCCAUGCGCAAACACACAGACAGAGAGAUUAUGGUACCCAGCUACUCUUAGAAAGUAAAAAGAGAUUCGCUGUCCAUGUUUUUAUUGCUUGGCAGUCUUUGUUGAAAGAGAGCACUAGGACUUGUGUUGGCUCCUGAACAGCUUCCAGGUUCUUGGAUCACCUCAUCCUUAUUGUCAAACAUGGGGUGCUCCUCAUCCAGUGCACAGACUGUGGAUCAAGAGAAAAGACCGGGUACAAAGCCAGAAGAGAGCAAUGGAGACACAGCAGGAGUCAGAAAUGGUAUCAUCGCAGAAGAUGCACAAACCAUCGAGGACCAGAUGCAGCUGCCUGUGCAGACUGCCUUACCAGAUGAUCUUCAACCAGGAACUGAUGAUGAGGCUGUGUUAGUGGCCCUGGAGGCCCAGCAGGAUCUUGGCUCUGGAGAGGACCUUCUGGCUGCUAUGGAACCACAGCCAGAACCUGCUGCUCCUGAAGAGCCAGCUCUAGAGGCUCCAGCUGCUGCUCCAGCAGUGGUCUCCCCUGAAACUGAGGCUGCUGUUGUGGCAGUGGAGGCAUUAACCCCAGGGGAGGAAGCUGCUCCUGUAGAAACUGUAGUGACUGAGGCCACACCUGAGGUCAAAGAGGAGUCUCCUGCUGUUGACUCUGUUGUAUUGGAGCAGGCAGAGGCCCCUGAAUUUGUUGAGGAGGUUUCUGUUGUGCCGGUUGAGGCCUCCCCUGAACCCUCUACCCCUGCCAUUGAACCUGUAUCUGAGCCAGCAGAGGCCCGAGUGGUGGUGGAGGAGGCAGCAACUGAGGUCGCUGAGGGCCCUGCAGAAGUUUCUUCUCCUGUGGAGGCAGAGGCUCCACCUGACGAUGCAGCAGCAGAGACUUCUUUAGCAACACCAACUGAAUCCUCAGGUGAAAUUUCAGCACCAGCACCAACUGAGACUGCAGCACCAAAUGAAACUGUCGAACCUGCUGUGGCUUCAGCCCCAACUGAUGCUGCAGCCCAAGGCGAAGCUGUAGAACCAGUUGAGGCUGCAAUACCAGCACCAACUGAGGCUGCAGCCCCAGGCAACACUGUAGAACCAGCUGAGGCUGUAGUACCAGCACCAACUGAGGCUGCAGCACCAGGCGAAGCUGUAGAACCAGCUGAGGCUCCAGUACCAGCACCAGCUGAGGCUGCAGCACCAGCACCAGCUGAGGCUUCAGUACCAGCACCAACUGAGGCUGCAGUACCAGCACCAACUGAGGCUUCAGUACCAGCACCAACUGAGGCUGCAGUACCAGCACCAACUGAGGCUGCAGUACUGGCACCAACUGAGGCUGCAGCACCAGCAACAACUGAGGCUGCAGCACCAGCACCAGCUGAGGCUGCAGCUCCAAGCGAAGCUGUAGAACCAGCUGAGGCUCCAGUACCAGCACCAGCUGAGGCUGCAGCACCAGCACCAACUGAGGCUUCAGUACCAGCACCAACUGAGGCUGCAGUACCAGCACCAACUGAGGCUGCAGUACUGGCACCAACUGAGGCUGCAGCACUUGCACCAACUGAGGCUGCAGCACCAACUGAGACUGCAGCCCCAGACGAAGCUGUAGAACCAACUGAGGCUUCAGCACCAAGUGAAUCUUCAGCUCCUGUAGAGGCUGCAGAGCCUGUAAUAGACACUGAGAUUGCUGUGGCCACUAUUCCAGAGUUGCCUCCACUAUCUCCUGUCACAGAUAAAGCAAGCACUGGGACUCAGCCAGCUGCUACUGCCCCCCCAGCUGAGGGAACCUGCCCCACAGAGGUAAUCCCUGCUUUGGCUCCACAAGCUGAAUCUGCUACUGCUGAAUCUGUCCAAACGGCAGAGGUAUCAGCGCCCAAACCAGCCGUUUCAGAGCUGCCCGCAGAAGUAACCCCUGAAGCUUUACCAGCAACUGUGACCUCUGAGUGCAAGGUGGACAACGCAGCUGCAGCCCCUGUGGCUGACCCAGCCCCUGAAGCAGCAUCCUCAGGAGCUACAGAGAGCAAGAUAACCAAAGAAGGUUGAGUUGAUGGAAGAAAUCUACCAAAUAAUGAAAACUCCCUAUAACCUACAAAUUCAAUGUGAACUGGAAGGAAAGAAAGACAAAGCGACCAAACAAACACUACAUUUACAGGAUUGUCUCAUUAGCUCUCACCAAACCAAACUACACCAGAUACAUUAAUAUGAAAUGUGCCUUGUCUUUUAGGAAAAGAUCAGGAUUUUUCCUAACUUUUGUAAAUAAUAAACCUUCAUGGUUAGUUUUCCUACUGAGACCGGAAGUGCCUUGAGCCAAGUGUGGGCUUAUAUAUGCAAUUAAUCCCAGGUAAAAUGACAGGACGGUGCAAUACAGUGUUAAGUUUGCGAACUCUGCUUUAGCUACAGCGGCUGUCGGGAAAGUAACUGCAUCUGAGGAAUACAAGCCAAACACAACUGUGAAUGAAAUUCUGCAAAGAGAUUGCGGUAACACCAAAGUGUCAUGAUUUUAAAAUGACCACAUUUUCACAGAUUGAAUUUUAACUGUUUCUGAAAUGUAUGUUCUACCCCUUGUACUCAAUUUUAAUUCCCACCUUUCUAAUGAUGAUAAUUUGAUUAAUGGAAAUGUCAGUACUAAGUGUUGAGUGUACAGAGUAAUAAAGCUAAGGACUGGAGUCAAAUCCAUGCAUUCUUAAAAAAUCUAUCACUUUUUAGUUUACAUUGAGAAAGCUUGAAUAAAUGCGUUUUGUAUGGGAAUACACAUACACACAUGCAAAUGUUGAGAAUGUAGAUAAUCCAGGUAUUAAUAUAACAGCUUGCCAUUUGUACAGCUGCACUAUACCUGGCAGAUGUUCAUACAAUUCUCUCCCAGAAAAAUAAGGGCAUUUCCAACAUUUAAAAAUGUCUCGAGGCCUGGCAACUCUGGUGUACUGUUUCUGCUCUGAUUUAUUUUUUUCUCUUGGUGAAUGUGUACCACAGUAAGAGAUCACUUAGUGGACAUUUUAUCCAAACUCUGCAUACUGUGUAGAUCAAGGUAUUCUGAAACUAUUUGAAUUGCAUAAGAUGUGAAGAACUCUAUUGCAACAAAAAUUUAGAUGUCGGAUAUCUUCAUCUGUGUCUUCCUGUGUUAUGUAUUCCUUUUCUGAGCUGUCUGUGAUUCUGCUAACCUCUUAGUGUACAGAAUAAAGUUUUACUUACUAAUACAUGCGUUGUUGUUUUUAACUGAAGUUGGACUGUGUUAUUUACUUUGCAUAAAAGCUGCCUCACUUUC
This is a messenger RNA of Limanda limanda (common dab), 3294 nucleotides long. RefSeq names its product skin secretory protein xP2-like. Lineage: Eukaryota; Metazoa; Chordata; Actinopteri; Pleuronectiformes; Pleuronectidae. The coding region runs from base 246 to 2075 and encodes 609 amino acids. The record is from RefSeq and is a predicted model, not a curated record. The transcript has 4 exons.